Molecule: messenger RNA, 873 nt
Organism: Gloeophyllum trabeum ATCC 11539
Lineage: Eukaryota; Fungi; Basidiomycota; Agaricomycetes; Gloeophyllales; Gloeophyllaceae
Exons: 3
Coding region: 219-656 (145 amino acids)
Source: RefSeq, a predicted model, not a curated record
GGAGCCAAAUGGAGCUUCAGCGAGGUGGUCUCCUAUAUACACCCAAGGGGUUUGCUGGGGUUUGCCAGCACGGUUGGCAGCUGUAUGGCGCGCCCCACUGACGUAUAAACCUCUCAGAGCCCAUAAAAGCACCCCUGCCACACUUCCAAUUGCUGACUUUCAACGGAUAACGAAACCAACCUACUCACUAAACCCCUCGUCGCAAUAAACAGCCAGUAAUGCCCCUUUUCGGUAAAUCGCAUCGUUCCGAGGACACCAAGCUCGUUGGCAACGACCAUCACGACGCACCAAACCGCAGCGGAAGCAUGUUCAGUGGUCGAAGGUCUACGGAUGCCAAUCACGAUCGUGACAGGGCGGGCAGCCCUACUUCGACCAACGGCUCCAGUUGGUUCAGGCGCAGCUCUUCCCCCAGCGACCGAUCAGGCCAUGGAAGCGACCCUAGCAUUGUGAACGCUCGACGGAAAGUCUCCGAGGCCGAAGAGGCUGAGAGAGCCGCAGAGCGUGCACUGUCUCAAGCACGCUACGCUGCUCGUGACGCCAAGGAGCACGUUAAGAUGCUUGAGCGUGAGGCGCAGGAAGAUGCCAAGCGCGCCAAAGCAAAGCAGGCUGAGGCGAAGUCCAUGAACAAGACUACCAAGGGUCUAGGAAGGAUCUGAUUCAUCGUGUGUGCAUCGUAUAUGCCGACGGCCGUAGUGGUGGCCGCUACCUCGUGUUGUGCUGUGUAAUAUGUCUAUUUGUUGACCUUAUCCGGGCUGCUGUGCCUUCAUACCCUUUCUUCUCGACCCAUACUGUAUCAUGACGAUGUAUAAUUAGUAAUGUUGUCAUCAAACCGGGGUGGCUAUCACUCACUUGUCUGGCUGCUAUCAUUCCAAC